Molecule: messenger RNA, 795 nt
Organism: Drosophila gunungcola (fruit fly)
Lineage: Eukaryota; Metazoa; Arthropoda; Insecta; Diptera; Drosophilidae
Exons: 3
Coding region: 39-749 (236 amino acids)
Source: RefSeq, a predicted model, not a curated record
CCAGAAUGACUAGAUUGAAAUUGAGUUAAACAUCGAAGAUGCAGCUAUUCACUCAAGUUAUUCUAUUCGCCGUGGCCCUGAUCAGUGUCAGUGCCGUGCCGCAUGUUGCACAGGAUGUUGGUCUGGAUCAGGUCCUUUUCCGCAUGGCGCUGGGUGAGAGCGAGGCACGGGACCUGACUCCGGCAGCCCAGACCUGUGCCAACAACUACGUGAACACGACCCAGAAGAACGCCGAGAAGCUGGCAAAUGCCACCGAUGCCUGCGAGCAGGCAGCCAAUCGCACCAAGGUGGCCUUCAGCCAGUCUAGCAACACCACGGUGAGCCAAAUCCGCCUCCAGCUUUUGAGCCUGGAGCAGAACCUGCAGCUGUGCCGCAAUGAGACCGACGCGGCCCUUUUCCUCAACUGCACUGUAUCCACUUUCGACAAGAACCUGCAGCUGCUGGACACCUCCAACUCGCAGGCCUACCAGACCCAGACUCAGUUCAGCUCCAAUGCCACCCAGAUGGCUGCCCAGAGGACCAACUGCAUCAGCUCCGCUGUCAGCGAGGCCAAGGUGCAGUCCAUCCAGACGGCCAAUGACUUCGAUGCCUGUGUGGCAAAGAUCCCCGGCCAGCGGGAUUUAGAUGUUCCGGUUCCCCAGCAGAAGGAGCAGCAGCAGGUGAAGCCAAUGCCCGCCCAGGUGCCCAAGGAUCAGGUCCCGGCCCAAGGAGCCAAGCAGGAGAAAGAGGACGUUCCUUUGAGCAACUAAGAUUAAAAAACUUUAAUCAUCAAUAAACUGUUUAGCUUCACAGAGA